AUGCCAAGUUAUUCUCAACCGAGUCAAGCUAGUGACGACGUUCGUCUAGAAGUAGUUGUUGUCGGCGCUGGCCUUGCGGGUCUUGCCGCAGCGAUCUCCAUUUCUCUUUCAGGUCACAGUGUCACUGUCUUAGAGUCGGCAAAAGAACUACUCGAGGUCGGUGCUGGCCUACAAGUCACCCCCAACUGCACACGCAUCCUCCAAAAAUGGGAUCUCCCCGACAGACUCUGGAAAUCAGCUGCCGAACCCACGUCGCUCGUCGUCCAUCGAUACUCCGGCCGAACGCUCGCUAUAGAACCCGAUUUCCACAAGCAUAUCCGCAAGAAGUACGGCGCCCCGUUCAUCGAUCUUCACCGUGUAGACCUCCAGCUUGCGCUCUACGACAAGGCCAAGGAAUUGGGCGUUCAGUUUAAGCUGGGUGAUAGGGUGAAGGACAUUGACUUUAGCAUCCCCGAAGUCAGCACCGAGGCUGGUGCUAAGUACACUGGUGACUUGAUCGUCGCAGCGGACGGACUCUGGUCUAAAUGCCGGUCCAAGUUUCUUGGUAGUGAGGAUAAGCCCAUGCCUACUGGAGAUCUGGCAUAUCGCGUUGUACUGGACGCGAAGGAUAUUGACGACCCUGAGCUGCGGGAAUGGGUUGAGCGCCCGACGGUGCAUUUCUGGAUCGGUCCAGGUGCUCAUGCUGUUGGAUAUUCUAUGCGUGGUGGACAGAUGUAUAACGUCGUUCUUCUUGUUCCUGACGAUCUUCCAUCGGACGUCAGUCGACAGGCUGGCUCGGUGGAGGAGAUGCGAGAGUUGUUCAACGACUGGGAUCCAAUUCUGGCAAGAUUUCUCAGUCAGGUUGAUAAAGUCGACAAGUGGAAGCUGAUGCAUAGAGAAGAGCUUGAUUCGUGGAUCAACGAUGAUUCAAAUUUUGUCUUCGUUGGUGAUGCCUGUCAUCCAAUGCUACCCUAUCUAGCCCAAGGUGCCAACUCCGCCGUGGAAGACGGUGCAGUUCUGGGUCUACUUCUCGGCCAUGUCAAGUCGAAGCACCAAUUACCCCAGGCCUUGUCUAUGUAUGAGCGGUUACGCAAGUCACGUGGAGAAGCCAUCAGAGAAUCAUUCCAUAUGCCUGAUGGACCAGCUCAAGAGGCUCGCGAUCAGACUUUCUUGUCUCAACUUGGCGCUGAGGAGCUCAAGGGUCCCUUCCCGAGCAGGUGGACUUGUCCGCAGGUUCAGCCUUGGCUUUAUGGUUAUGAUGCGUUUGAGGUUGUUGAAGAUGCAGUGAAGCGUGAUCCUUUUACGGAGUAG
Molecule: messenger RNA, 1290 nt
Organism: Fusarium tjaetaba
Lineage: Eukaryota; Fungi; Ascomycota; Sordariomycetes; Hypocreales; Nectriaceae
Product: salicylate hydroxylase
Exons: 6
Coding region: 1-1290 (429 amino acids)
Biological process (GO): secondary metabolite biosynthetic process
Molecular function (GO): FAD binding; monooxygenase activity
Source: RefSeq, a predicted model, not a curated record